UUUCCGAGUUUCGUUCAAAAGGAGGAGACAGAUACAGUAGAUCUUUAUCGCAGUAUUCUCAUUUUAUUUUUUUGAUUGAUUGAUGCCGGACGUGCAAAAAGGCAGUUAAUGUUGGAUUAGGAAAUGGAGCUAUAAAUUCGUUCCAACAAAAACCAGUCCUGAUUUCACGAAGGAGUUAGAGGAACUCCCAUCCCCCGACACACUAGCCCCUCAACCCACUCUCCACUCGCGCACGCAUCCUCCUCCGCUCCCAUGGCGUCCCGCGACCUCGCCGAGAGCCUGCUCCCCGGCGGGGGCGCCUCCGCCUCCGCCUCCGCCUCCUCCUCCCACGACGAGUACGAGGAGCGCGCGUACGACUCGGACGACAAGGUCUCCAUCUCCAUCUCCGACUCGGAGCCCGACGACGACGGCGACCCCGGCGCACCGCGCGGGCGCCCGGCCUUCUCCUGGCGGAAGCUCUGGCGCUUCACGGGGCCGGGCUUCCUCAUGUGCAUCGGCUUCCUCGACCCGGGCAACCUCGAGGGGGACCUGCAGGCGGGCGCCGCCGCCGGGUACCAGCUCCUCUGGCUGCUGCUCUGGGCCACGGUCAUGGGCGCGCUCGUGCAGCUGCUCUCCGCGCGCCUCGGGGUCGUCACCGGGAAGCACCUCGCCGAGCUCUGCCGCGAGGAGUACCCGCCCUGGGCCACGCGCGCGCUUUGGGUCAUGACGGAGCUCGCGCUCGUCGGCGCUGACAUUCAGGAGGUCAUCGGCAGCGCGAUUGCCAUCAAGAUCCUCUCCGGGGGCAUCGUGCCGCUCUGGGGCGGCGUCGUCAUCACCGCCUUCGACUGCUUCAUCUUUCUAUUCCUGGAGAACUAUGGUGUGAGAAAAUUGGAGGCGUUUUUCGGCGUCUUGAUUGCAACCAUGGCUAUAUCAUUUGCGAUCAUGUUUGGUGAAACAAAGCCUAGUGGAAAGGAGCUUCUGAUCGGUUUGGUGGUUCCAAAGCUGAGCUCAAAGACCAUCAAGCAGGCGGUUGGAAUUGUGGGUUGCAUCAUUAUGCCCCAUAAUGUUUUCUUGCACUCAGCGCUAGUGCAGUCCAGGAAGAUUGACACAAAAAAGAAAUCACGCGUUCAAGAAGCAGUGUACUAUUACAACAUUGAGUCGAUUCUUGCUCUCAUCGUCUCUUUCUUUAUUAACAUCUGCGUUACAACGGUAUUCGCUAAAGGAUUUUAUGGAUCCGAUAAAGCUGAUAACAUAGGUCUUGAGAAUGCUGGCCAGUACUUACAGGAGAAAUAUGGAACUGUCCUGUUUCCUGUCCUCUAUAUCUGGGCUAUUGGGUUGUUAGCGUCUGGACAGAGCAGCACGAUCACUGGCACAUAUGCAGGCCAAUUCGUCAUGGGAGGUUUCCUUAAUCUUCGAUUGAAGAAGUGGUUACGAGCAGUGAUCACUCGAAGCUUUGCCAUUAUUCCGACUAUGAUUGUGGCUUUAUUUUUUGACACUGAAGAUCCUACCAUGGACGUUCUGAAUGAGUCGCUCAAUGUUCUUCAGUCCAUUCAGAUUCCAUUUGCACUAAUUCCUCUCAUCACCCUUGUUUCGAGUGAGCAGCUCAUGGGGUCAUUCGUGGUCGGUCCUAUCACCAAAGUGAUAAGUUGGAUUGUCACAAUCUUUCUGAUGCUCAUCAACGGAUACCUCAUACUGUCCUUCUACACCAAUGAAGUGCGGGGCGCAGUCGUUCGUUCAAGCUUGUGCGUCGUGCUGGCUGUUUACCUCGCUUUCAUCAUCUACCUCAUCCUGAGGAACACCACACUGUAUUCCCGCCUUCGCUCAUCAGUCUCAAAGAGCACAUGAGAAAGAGUGUUCGUCAUUUCAUCUCCAUGAUGAAGAAGAUGAAUGGAAGUGGAUAGACAAUAUUGGAAUUGGCAUGGUAUCUUCGUCGCGGAGUCAUUCUUACUAAAGAUAACCUUAUUAAGAGGAAUUGGCAUGGAAGCUCGCAAUGUGUAUUUUGUCACCAUGAGGAGACAAUAAAACAUUUAUUCUUUCAAUGCAAAUUGGCUCGUUCUAUAUGGUCAGUCAUCCAAAUAGCUUCUGGCUUGUAUCCUCCCUGUAGUGUUGCUAAUGUAUUUGGCAACUGGUUACAUGGGAUUGAUCACAGGUUUAGAACUCUUCUCAGGGUUAUCUACAGAUGUACCGGGACUCUUCGUUUAUGGUCCUCUCUACAACGCGUGGAGAAUCGAGGCCUGUUUACGGAGGUGUGUACACGAUUGAAGGCUACGGCAAGGGAUACUUUUACCCAACAUGGGUGGCAGCAUGAUCUAAGGAUUGGCCCCCCUCCAUAUUAGGCGUUAUACGGACUCUACAUGUUUCGUUGUAAUUCGCCUUUCUAUUUUUAUUUUGUGUGAGAGGAUCUUAUUUGGCUGUGUGCAGCUUAGUCAUGCAGAGGCCGGGUGUAAUGCUUAAAUCUUUUAAGUAAUAAAGCGCCCCUUUUC
This is a messenger RNA of Triticum dicoccoides, 2462 nucleotides long. RefSeq names its product metal transporter Nramp2. The transcript has 5 exons. Gene Ontology annotation, molecular function: manganese ion transmembrane transporter activity; cadmium ion transmembrane transporter activity. The coding region runs from base 253 to 1824 and encodes 523 amino acids. The record is from RefSeq and is a predicted model, not a curated record. Gene Ontology annotation, cellular component: membrane. Gene Ontology annotation, biological process: iron ion transmembrane transport; manganese ion transport. Lineage: Eukaryota; Viridiplantae; Streptophyta; Magnoliopsida; Poales; Poaceae.